AUGUUCAAGUUAUUGGUAUUCCUCGUUGCCAUGGCCGUAGCCACCGCUUCUCCUGGGUACCUGUCAUCUUCUUUGGGCUACAGCACUGGAGGAAUCGGUGUUCCAGGAUCCGUUAGCCGUCAAAGCAGCAGCAGCUACGCCGUGUCUACACCACUGGUUGCCUCUGCUCCAAUCGUCUCAUCCUAUGGUGGAGGAGUCAUAGCCGGACAUGGUGGAUCUUUAUUAAGCUCUGGUUUAGGAGGAUCUUCAUUAGGAGGAUCUUCUUUGGGUGGAUCUUCUUUAGGAGGCUCUUAUGGAGGCUCCGGGUUUGGAGGAUCUUCUUUGGGAGGUUCGUCUUUAGGUGGAUUGGGUGGUUCUAGUUUGGGCGGACACGGAUAUUAUUAA
Molecule: messenger RNA, 384 nt
Organism: Nicrophorus vespilloides
Lineage: Eukaryota; Metazoa; Arthropoda; Insecta; Coleoptera; Silphidae
Product: glycine, alanine and asparagine-rich protein-like
Exons: 1
Coding region: 1-384 (127 amino acids)
Source: RefSeq, a predicted model, not a curated record